Messenger RNA from Schistosoma margrebowiei, 652 nucleotides. Lineage: Eukaryota; Metazoa; Platyhelminthes; Trematoda; Strigeidida; Schistosomatidae. The record is from the annotation of a GenBank genome assembly.
AUAUUGUUAAUAAUUUAAAUCCAUUAAUCUAUUUGUAAUGGCAAGAGUUAGCAACGGUUUACAAAUUCCUUUAUCAUGGAUUCCAGCCAAAGAUGGUAUACUUCCAAAGAAUGCUGUUAAAGCAGAUGAAUCAAUUUUUGUGGCUCGUUGUCAAAUAGAUGAUAAUUUAAUUUGUGGCAAAUUUUCAGAGAAAUAUGGAAAAGCAUAUAUUCCACUUGACGGUAAAGAGUUAGAAUUCACAAACUAUGAAGUAUUAUGUAACACUGGUAUUCCUGGUUGUCGUAUAGGAUAUGAAUGGAUAAUGAUGAAUGGAGGUGAUGUACCAGAAAAUGCGUUAGUUGCUGGAAUAAAUAAAUUCGGUACACCAUUGUACAUUGUAAAAGCAAGAAUUGAAGGUGAAGUAUCUGUUGGGAAAUUAAUUCAAGGUGAAAGCUCAGGAUGUUUUCCAUGGGGUGGAGAUGAGCAUAAAUGUGAAUAUUAUGAAGUACUUACUUUGAAAUAUUGAAAAAUAAACGUGACAUUUGUUUAUUUAUUAUAAAAAAAAUUUGUUUUAACAAACAAAUGUAUUGAAUUUAAAAAAUGAUCUUUCUAAAUUUGGCAAUAAUGAAUUAUUUAUUAUCAUUACAACUAUACUAAAUAAAUAAAUAUGAAA